CAAAUUCCUGGAAGGUGAGACAAUCUCACUCUUCGCUACAGAAUCCAAGCUGGCUGACGUGGAGGAUGUGGGUCCAAAGCGGACCGAACAAAUCACCCGGGCAUCAGCCGCCUCCCUAAAACUAUCUUCAUCGGCAAGGGCAACUCUCCAAUCUUUAAAGUCUCCGCGUAAUAGGAUAGCGACCCCCGCUAGCACCCGAGACGCCGAGACCAUCACCGUUACCUUAGUUGCGGAAAUUGUCGGUUCAUUGAUAAGUACAAUGAUAAAUGAUAACAAAUA
Messenger RNA from Cotesia congregata, 279 nucleotides. The record is from the annotation of a GenBank genome assembly. Lineage: Eukaryota; Metazoa; Arthropoda; Insecta; Hymenoptera; Braconidae.